GCAUUAGGGUAAAAUAUCAAAAUUGGAGCUCUAUUGUUGUGAAAGAAGCCAUAUGCCAACAACGAUGGUGACUAAGAACCAAUUAAAUCGAGCAAACGAUGUGACCCGCGCUUUUUCAAUUGACUAAACACGUUUUCACAAUCAAUUUUGUCAUCCCGGCAAAAGAUAUUUUUCCCUCUAUUUUUUUGCACGUUUCAUUUUUAUGGCUGCCGCCGGCGCCUCGCCGUUCCGUGAUCGGACGUCGGAGUUCGUUUCGCUGUCGCAGACGUUGAGAAGGAUCGGUGGAAACGCAGCAGCUCCGCCGCAACCGCAAUGGAACGACUCGAUUGCAGUAUCUCCGGAUCGGUCCGAAUUCAACAAGAAGGCUUCCAGAAUAGGCCUUCGCAUCCACCAAACCGCGCAGAAAAUCGACCGUCUAUCUAACCUAACCAAAAGGUCAUCUAUUUUUGAUGAUCGGAGCAAGGAAAAUGAAGAACUAACAGCCUUGAUAAAAAAUGAUAUCACUGCACUUAAUAUGGCUAUUUCUGAUAUGCAAUCACUCCAAACCCUGGAGAUGGCUGAUGGAAAUUAUACAGGGGAUAGAGUGGUUCAUUUGACUGCUGUUUGUGAUGAUUUAAAGAACAGACUUAUGAAUGUGACUAAGCAGUUUCAAGAUGUAUUGACUACUACGACAAAGAAUAUCAAGGCUCGUGAGAACCGGAAACAGUUAUUUUCCACUGUUGUAUCAAGGGAGAAUCCUUUAAAACAACCACCUAAUACUGUGUCGGAACCACCUCCAUGGUUGAGCUCAUCUGAUUCAUCUGGAACAAAUCUGCAACCAUCAGUAGCAAUAGGAAAUGGUACUCAAGAGCGCAAUCAACUAAGGCGAAGAAUGGGUACAGAUGCCAGUCCAUCCCCUCAAAUGGAAGCUGCAAUGUUGCAGCAAGUGGUUCCUCGGCAAGAAAGCAUCUAUCAAAAUCGAACUACUGCUCUUCAGAACGUGGAGUCUACGAUUACAGAACUCAGUGGGAUUUUCACACAUUUGGCUACCAUGGUUGCGCAGCAAGGGGAGCUGGCGAUAAGGAUUGAUGACAACAUGGAUGAGUCGUUAGCAAAUGUCGAAGGUGCUAGUAAUGCCUUGAUGAAAUACUUGAACAAAAUAUCUUCAAAUCGGUGGCUCAUGGUUAAAUUGUUUCUCGUAUUAAUAUUGUUUCUUGUUAUAUUUAUAGUUUUUGUGCUUUAGUUCUUUUUCAUAUUAUUUUCUUUCGUCUCCAUCUUUAUCAAAAUACAUUGUCUAAAGCCUAAACUUGCUGCAGCCGAUUCUUUGUAUUAUAAUCAGUGGUUUUCUCAUUUGAGAUUGAAA
Messenger RNA from Salvia miltiorrhiza (redroot sage), 1342 nucleotides. RefSeq names its product syntaxin-31. Bases 203 to 1222 code for a protein of 339 amino acids. Gene Ontology annotation, biological process: intracellular protein transport; endoplasmic reticulum to Golgi vesicle-mediated transport; vesicle fusion. The record is from RefSeq and is a predicted model, not a curated record. Gene Ontology annotation, molecular function: SNAP receptor activity; SNARE binding. The transcript is spliced from 6 exons. Gene Ontology annotation, cellular component: endomembrane system; SNARE complex; Golgi membrane. NCBI's taxonomy places the organism in Eukaryota, Viridiplantae, Streptophyta, Magnoliopsida, Lamiales, Lamiaceae.